CUUGGCAGGGGCCCUACUUGCACAGGAGCUCACCCCGGCACCUUCCACCUAAGCACAACCAUUACACACGCUCCUCGCCAUGAACCUCUACGUGGGACUCCUCGUCUUCUUCGUCCCCGUCCUCUACCAAAAAGCGCAAUUCCUGUACCGCGGGCAAGCAUCGACGAUCCCACUGCCGGCAACGACCAAACGCCUGCUCGACAUCCUCUUCCUGAGCUCCAUCCUCUUCCUCGCGCUCAGCACGCCCUACUUCGCGCCCGAGAACGUGUACCUCGCGACGAAGACGGACCUAUCCACGCACGCGUCGGAUGUAUUCACCGCGCUAUCCACGUACCGCAACCUGACUUCCGUGGACACGACACUGCGCACGCUCCUCAGCGCGGCGGAAGGCCGCCUGAUCUACGCGUGGGUGGGGCCGACGCCAUUACUGCACUGCAGCUGGUGCAGCUUUUCCGCGCCACAGUCCUUCCUGAUCUACGCCGCGCCGCGGAUCCUGCUGCCGCAUCUCCUCCACGCGGCGUUUAUCGGCGUGCUGACGAAUGGCCGCUUCGGCCGCUUCGGCCCGUAUUGGCGCUUCUACGCUUCUGUCCCCAUGCUGGCCCUGCCUGCCUACGAGCUCUGGCGACUACAAAAGUAUCAGGAUAAUAUCGCUGUUUGGGGUUGGCAGACUAAUUGGACGACUGUUUGGCAUUACUGGAGUAUGAGGACCGUGCGCUUGGUCGGCUUUGCGGCGAUAGAUGCGCUGCUGGGGCUAGUAUUGUGGUUGAGUGCGACAAGAAGGUGGAUGCUGGGCUGGGAGGGCGUCAUAGCUGAGGAAAGGGUCGACGAGGCGCUGAAGAAAAUUCAGAAUGCGGCUACCCUUAUGCAAGUCGGCGGGCUGCUGAAGCAGACGGUCAUGAGGGAUCCGGAGUUGAGAGGGAAGUCUGUGGAGUGGUGGAUCAAGGAGGAUUCCGGGGGUAAGGAGCUGAUGCGAGAUGAGGAGGUGAUGGAGGUCAGGAAGGAGAGGUUGCCGAAUAGGGUAAAUCUAGAUUCACUCCGGGAAGAGGCGGAGGGGGCGAGCCGGAACUGGGUGAGUCUCAUGUCCAACUUGGCGCGGCAGAGAGAACAGGCACAGGGAAAACCUCACCAGCAGUAGAGAUAGUGUAUAUUUGGUUUGGAUGGAUUGGAUGGCGUCACGGCGUAAUAGACUGAUAGACACCAAGAGUAGAAUCGGCAGGUAUUG
Messenger RNA from Tricharina praecox, 1222 nucleotides. RefSeq lists its product as uncharacterized. The record is from RefSeq and is a predicted model, not a curated record. The transcript has 2 exons. NCBI's taxonomy places the organism in Eukaryota, Fungi, Ascomycota, Pezizomycetes, Pezizales, Pyronemataceae. Bases 80 to 1135 code for a protein of 351 amino acids.